AUGAGCAAUUCUCCUCCUUCGUCCUCAAGUUCCGGGAAGGGGCUGUCUAUUCCACGGAAGCUAGCUCUCAAUGCCAUUAAUGAGAUACAAAAUCGUUCCAAUGACUAUCUGCUUAGCAAAAGAGGUGGAAAGGGCCUUGAAGAAGGGCGCAAAAGAGCAGCUCUGGCAGCUGUGAUCUCGACCGUUUCCUCAGUUGGUGCUGAUCGGUUAACAAAAGCAGACUUCGAUGAACUCAGAGAUUUAUCAGAACAGGAAUCUCACGACAAAGUGCAUUUCAUGGACAAACUAACCAACAAGCUGUUAGAUGCAAUCCCGCGACGUUCCGAUGAAUCGAUGGAUGAAUUGAGAAAGCGAUUGGAGGACCGGCAUAGGGUAGAACAGCCAGGGCUCUCUAUAAAGAGGAUCAGCAGAAAUUUCAAGACGUUGAGCUCGAAAAUGGAUCUUGUGUUCAGUCUUCAAUACUCUAUAAUUCACGUCAUAUCCUGGGAUAAGCCCUCUUUGACACUGACAUUUCUGAUUCUCUAUACCUGGGGAUGUCUAAUGCCCUACCUGUUUCUCGUUUAUCCAGUUUUCUACGUUCUGACUGGGGUUCUCAUUCCAAACUAUCUCUAUAGGCAUCCUUUAGCGAAGCCAGAUAUCAUUCCUACUCGUGCGCGCGGCGAUAGCUCAAUAUUUGGGUUUUUGCGAACGGAAAAUGCCUGGGAGUUGGACAGGCAGCGCAUUUUGCUCGAGAGAAGUAGGACACUCGAACGCAUACUGAGCCAGGAGCUGGAAUUGUCCACAAUAAGCUCCAGAACAUCAACAGAUUCCGAAGACGAGGGAAGCUCCAGUCUAUUUUACGAGGUAUUCACAGCAGAUUCUAAAAGCAAUUUGGUGUUCAAGGCUGUUCUUGAGGAAGACGAGGAAACCACUGAGAAAGGGCGAACGGGGGUGGUGGAUAAAGUGAAACUACUGAUCAACAUGAGAGAUUUACAGAACCUCACUUCCGAUAUAAUCAAGAUGAUGACUCGUAUGCAAGAUAGCAUCUACGAGAAUUACAGUUUCAAGGACGAGAAACGAAGUACCAAGCAUUUCUUCAAUCUGAUCGCACUGAUUCUCAUCACAAUAGUUCUUGGGCCCUAUAUUCCAUGGCGAGCAAUAUUCAUUAUCACGGUGUGGGUUCUGAUUCUGUUGAAACAUCCUAACCGUCAACAUAUCCUCAAACAGCUCAAGCCAGCGACGAAACACAAGCUCCCACCGAAACACAGAACUGAAGUCAAACGCAGAGCGUCUAGGCUAGGUGAGUUGAUAGUGGAUGAUCCUCCUCAGUACAGGACCAUCCAAAUUUACCAGAUAGAAAAACAGGACCUCAUCAAGCCUUCUGUCUACGAACUUUACAUGUAUUCAUCAUCGAUUUUCAAUGAGUCUGAUACCCUUAGAAUACAGAAAAAAGACCCAAGGGGACUACCAAUCUCUCACUGGUGCAAGCUCCCAGCUCAAGCUGGAAAUUCACGGAAAAGAAUUGGACAGUGGACGCCGAUCCGGGAUCCUGGUGCCUCGAAAACGGUGUCUUGGAUGAGAUGGAGAUUGACGGAGAGUGGGCAUAUGACAAGUCCGGCGAGUAUCGUCGUUGCCGUCUUGUGCGUGAGGUUGUCAGAUACAGCAGGCCACCAAAAAAGCGAUAGGGGCUCAACUAUGAUUCCUGAACCAGUCCGUCGAAAAGCCGUCUGA
Molecule: messenger RNA, 1710 nt
Organism: Ogataea parapolymorpha DL-1
Lineage: Eukaryota; Fungi; Ascomycota; Pichiomycetes; Pichiales; Pichiaceae
Product: Peroxisomal membrane protein PEX24
Exons: 1
Coding region: 1-1710 (569 amino acids)
Biological process (GO): peroxisome organization
Cellular component (GO): peroxisomal membrane
Source: RefSeq, a predicted model, not a curated record